Molecule: messenger RNA, 837 nt
Organism: Botrytis deweyae
Lineage: Eukaryota; Fungi; Ascomycota; Leotiomycetes; Helotiales; Sclerotiniaceae
Exons: 4
Coding region: 1-837 (278 amino acids)
Source: RefSeq, a predicted model, not a curated record
AUGGCUAAAGGUCCAAUUGGAAUACACCUUAAAGGUCAAGGAGCGUGGUAUCUUGUCCACUAUCCACUUCCAGAUACCUUGACUGCGAUCAAUGAUACCCAGCGACAGAACUAUAACAGAGCACUUAUUUGCAAAGGCGUGAGCGUUGAUGGCGACGAAAAACUCCUCCGCAGCGACAAUUACAAACGACUCUUCCCCUGGUAUAAGACAUUAAGUACGAUGCAAAGCCUCAAAGAUCAUCUCUUCAGGACCCGCAUGAAGUUGAAUAAAUUACUAAGAUUAAACAAUGCACUUAUGGGAGUUGUUCAGCCUACUGAUGCUUCCAAGUUACCACCUAUCCUUACUCCAGCUCAACAACAACAGGUUCAGGCACAGAAACAGGUUUAUGAUGCUCAAGUCGCUGCUUCACGAAUCGCUGCAUCACGAAUCGCUCCUCGUUCCACUCAGAAAGCCGAUGUUCCAGCAUCCAGCCAAUCAGAGUUAAUUCGUACCCCCUCGGCGAGAAAUCGCUCUGCAAUUCGUCGUCAGUCCCGUGGCCGCUCUUCUCGCUGGAUUGAGCCACCUCUAGCUUAUGAUAACUUAUCAACUCCCGGAGCAACUACGAAUCUGAGUGGGCAACCUGGAUCACCAAGUUAUCUAGAUGGAGCCAAAGACAGAGACUCAGACUCCUAUACGGGUUCAAGUGCCGAUAUAACUGAUAACAAUCAGCUUUCACCAACACCGUCAACCUCCCACACAAUAUGGGGGGGGCCGAAAAGCCCUCUCAAAUCAAGUGGAAAACCUCUAAAAGCUCAAGAAGAUGAUGAAAUGGAGGCUGGUACGAUUUGGCGAGUAUGA